AUGGAAAAAUUCAUCAUGGACAACGCUCAGCGCUACGAUGACCUGGUGAAGCGCUUUAAGCCAGCGCCUAUCAGGGCCAAGCCAAGUGAUGAAGAGUCGAACCCAGAUAUCAUCAUAGCCACUCGCAUUCGACCUAUGAUGGAAGACGAGAAAGAAGAAGGGCAGUUGAUCGGUGUUUUCCCUCGGAAAACCCUACCGGGUGCUGUCGACUUACACGAACUGAGGAGACCAGUCAGGGGUCCUCCUACUCUGGUCUCAUCAAACUACCGCGUGGAUAGAGUUUUCAACUCUGAUGACACAACCGAUGAUAUCUAUCAAGAGCUCGUUGAACCUCUUGUUCCAUGGGCUUGGGGCGGCGGAAUUAGUACCAUGUUCGCCUAUGGCCAGACUGGUUCAGGCAAAACACACACCGUUAGCGGUCUCGAGCGCCUCAUCGCAGAGACUUUGUUCUCCAAAGGUAUCCAUGGCAAACGGAACAUUUACGUUUCUAUCAUCGAACUUGCGGGCAACUCGACCUUUGAUCUUCUCAAUUCUCGAAAGUCCAUCUCUAUCCUUGAAGACUCCUUUGGAAACACCCAUCUUGCAGGUGCUUCCGAGUUCAUUGUCACCGACCCAGACUCUCUGAUCAAGCAUAUCGAUAAUGCCGCUUCUUUUAGAAGUACCGCUUCGACACAGAAGAACGACUCUUCGUCACGCUCGCAUGCCAUUUGUAAGAUACGCCUGGAAAAUCUAGAGCUGCCACAGUCAGAUGAUGGACUCCUGUAUCUCGUGGAUCUUGCAGGUUCUGAGGCGGCACGAGAUGUAACGGAGCACUCAACCCAGCGCAUAAAAGAAUCGAGAGAGAUUAAUGCAAGUCUUUCAGUACUCAAAGACUGUAUUCGUGGCAGAGCGAGUGUCGAGCCAGCUAGUAUUGCAGCUGGAAAGAAAGUCUAUGUGCCAUUCCGGCAGAGCGCUCUAACAAAGGUACUCAAACAUGUUUUUGACCCUGCGGCUGAGCGAAGCUGCAAAACCGUAGUCGUGGCUUGUAUUAACCCGAGUUUCUUGGAUGUUGGCGCUACCAAGAACACACUGAGGUACGGGGAGAUGUUGAGAGUCACUGUGCCCAAAGCGGCGGAGCAGAAGUAUGAUGCUGCGAAGCCCAGCACUUGGCCGCAUGCCUUGCUCCAGGACUGGAUUUUAAAGAAUUCUGGCACGCCGCCAGUUUCUCCCUCUUACCUCGCACCUGAAGAGAAUGGGAUACAACUCCUUCGUCUUCCGGUUCCAGAAUUCGUCACUCGAUGCCUCAAGACACCAGGAGUCACAUUGGAACAAGCGACAGCCUUCCAAGCCAAGUUCUGGCGUCUCCAUAUUGACUCCCAGCGCAGCAAGCCAAAAGCAAGCCAGAAGAAGGCUUGUUUAGAGACAGAGAAGGAUAGUCCUGGAAGUAAAGGUCUGUCAAGUAGUGACCCGAGGCCCGAAAUGGUGGGCGUCCCUUUCAAAGACCGUCUGCGGCCGGGGAUGGUGGUUAGCUGGAAUCCCGCAGACGACACUCCUGGAUUCUAUCGUCUACCGGGGCGCAAUCUCGUCAUAAUCCUGAGCCCCGAGGGCGAGGGGAGUUUUCGAUGUGCCGUCACGGUGCCUGCUAUCAUGCCGGGGGCAUUCGAGAUUUACCUGUGGCAGCAGGUUGUGGCCUCGGUCGAUACCAUGGAGACAGAAGUGUUGUUGGAGUAUGAUGUUGGAACGAGAUACUAUUACGAAAACGUGUAG
Messenger RNA from Fusarium venenatum, 1746 nucleotides. RefSeq names its product P-loop containing nucleoside triphosphate hydrolase protein. Lineage: Eukaryota; Fungi; Ascomycota; Sordariomycetes; Hypocreales; Nectriaceae. Gene Ontology annotation, cellular component: microtubule; centrosome; kinesin complex. Gene Ontology annotation, biological process: microtubule-based movement. The record is from RefSeq and is a predicted model, not a curated record. Gene Ontology annotation, molecular function: microtubule motor activity; ATP binding; microtubule binding.